This is a messenger RNA of Ictalurus furcatus (blue catfish), 2251 nucleotides long. RefSeq names its product ADP-ribosylation factor-like 1 (gene arl1). Gene Ontology annotation, cellular component: Golgi apparatus; cytoplasm. The transcript has 6 exons. Bases 634 to 1179 code for a protein of 181 amino acids. The record is from RefSeq and is a predicted model, not a curated record. Gene Ontology annotation, biological process: vesicle-mediated transport; intracellular protein transport. Gene Ontology annotation, molecular function: GTPase activity; GTP binding. NCBI's taxonomy places the organism in Eukaryota, Metazoa, Chordata, Actinopteri, Siluriformes, Ictaluridae.
ACAUUCACACACUUUUAAAUGCCAAUCAGCCUACCAUGCAUGUCUUUGGACAGGGGAAGGAAACCAGAGCACACGGAGGAAACCCCUGCAGCAUGGGGAGAACAUGCAAACUCUGAACACACAGGGCCGUGGUGGGAAUCGUGGCAAUGUGAGGCGAACCUCUAAGCCACCGUUGUUAUUAUUAUUAUUAUUAUUAUUAUUAUUAUUAUUAUGUUAACUCUACCCUUUUACAUUAAAUCAAUAGAAAACAAGUAACAACAAGCUGUAGUUAAUUGAGCAUAUUUUUCGUUGGUUGCAGUACAUUACAAAAUAGCUCUCUGGGAUCAAUUGAUAUACUUUUUUUUUUUUUUUUUUUUUUGGUGAAUAAACGAAUCUACGACCUUGGAUAAAAGACUGACUCCACGCUAAAAUUGUGUAUAACGUAUAAUUCAAGCGACGUGUGAUCUGAUAUAUAUAUCAUAUUCACAAACAUUACACGGAAGUGAGUACAUAAAGCUCGGCGAAUCUGCGACACUUGUACACAUGCUUCAUUGACACGUCAUUUAAAACUUCGAAGACGGAAACGUUCAUCACGAAGGCUAAGGUUGCUGAUCUCUUUUCUGCAGAGAGAUACCCGGGGUAUUUAGUUUUAAAAUGGGGGGUUUCUUCUCCAGCUUGUUUUCGGGUCUCUUUGGCACAAGAGAGAUGAGAAUUCUUAUCUUGGGUUUGGAUGGUGCUGGAAAGACUACAAUCCUCUACAGGCUGCAAGUUGGAGAAGUCGUCACGACCAUCCCCACUAUUGGUUUCAACGUUGAAACAGUGACUUACAAGAACCUGAAGUUCCAGGUAUGGGAUCUCGGUGGACAGACAAGCAUCAGGCCGUACUGGCGCUGCUAUUAUUCCAACACUGAUGCUGUGAUCUACGUUGUGGACAGCAGUGACCGUGACAGGAUGGGUAUUUCAAAGUCUGAGCUGGUGGCUAUGUUGGAGGAGGAAGAACUGAAGAAAGCCAUCCUAGUUGUGUUUGCCAACAAACAGGAUAUGGAGCAAGCCAUGACACCCACUGAGGUGGCCAAUUCCCUGGGGUUACCCGCACUCAAAGACAGGAAGUGGCAGAUAUUCAAAACAUCUGCCACUAAAGGAACAGGCCUGGAUGAGGCCAUGGAAUGGUUGGUGGAGUCUCUGAAGAGCCGACAGUAAUUGCACUUGCACCACUCCCUGUAAAUACUUCUGCGUUUUCAGACUUCGUGUUGAAAGACUUUGGGGGGCCCAUUGGACCAGUGACUGCAUUCCCCUUUCCCCUUUAUGUGAAGGCAUUUUUCUUGUACCCUGUAAAAUGAAGCUGCAGUUUAUAGAACAUCUGGGCAUCAGUACAGCAAACUGAAUUUCCACUGGCUCCCAGUUCAUAUGGACUCUGUACAUGAGCUGUAAGAAGCACAGCGGUCCUAUAGUUGUGCUGAUUCAUCCAUACUGAUGCCAGUUAGACCUGUUCUUCCUGUAAGUCAUAUCCACUACAUUGGAGUAUCAUAAUCAUAGUCCAUCCCCCUUUAAGCUUGGUACCAGACUGUUGACAGUUGGUCCUUAUUCUUCUUUCUUCUUCAAACACUUAAUCAGUUCUGCGGCUUCAGUAUCUAAUUACGCUUGGGUAUUUUAGUGGGUUGAUUAUUUAAAGCUAAUUGUUGUUUGUAUCCAGUGGAUUUGUCACUGCGUAUUUAUAUACAAGCAUGUACAUGGAUGAUACUGUUGGUUGUGUUAACACUGAAAUAAAUCUUCUCAACAAUAGUUUUUUACCACACUGGAGAGGUGAAAUUAUCACAUCAUGCCCAACAUUUUUUGGGUAAUGCAGUGGAAUCACAUUAGUUGUCAAGUUAAUUGCUAAUGAUUAAUCAAAAACAUAAACUCAUGAAUCAUACUAAUUGUUGUGUGUACACGCCUUCAUUUCCUUAUUUAAUACUUCAAAUAUUUUCAGUUCACUUGUAAUAUCUCUGCAGCCUAGCAGAUACGUAAAGGUUAGGUUAGAUAAUUUAUAGAGGGUUAGGGUAAUUUAGUUACCCUAGGAUCUAAUGUUUAACAAGUAUAGUUGUGUGUGGUGUUCCAUUGAAAAGUCGAGAGAUACAUUGGGAAGACUUCAGUCAGUCCUUCUCAUCUCAUUGCUAUACCAUUCUGAGCCACGAAGGGGGCAAGGACCUAGAGGACUAAUCACUUGCUCAUCAAAUAGUUCAAAUUUCCCACUUGCAAAGUCACAUUAAAAAGUAUUUGGUGUUUAGAGGUA